AUCUACCGUCAACCAGUCACGUCGCGGGCUUUGCCGGUGACCCGGUGACUCAUAAUUAAAACAACUAAACAAGUUUUAACAAGUUUUACGAAGACUUUACAACUAUUAUUUUUCUAAAUUUUGUGCACAGUGGUGCACGAAUCCAUGUAAGUACCUAGGUAGAUCUAGUUAUACUACAAGUCAUUGUCUAUUUAUAGACGGCAAGCCAAAAUAAAAGGUUCGAAAUAUUGAAACCGCCAACAGUUACAGUUAUUCCAAAAUGGAUCCAGAAGGAACACUAGUGUCAAAACUAAACGAACUAUUAGAUGCUGUACGGAGAGGGAACAUAGACAACGUCAAGAACAUAGUUAACUGGUUCGAGCAAGAAUUAAACCGCAAUAAAGCGCUAUUACCUGCAGUAUACGCCGGAGCCAGGCCAUGUCCUACACAAGCCGACCUUAUCGUUGCUGCGUGUUCCCACAACCAGAAGAGUAUCCUCGACUACUUGCUAAACGAAACUGACAUUUUGGAUCAUCUCAUUGACAAUACACAAGAGCUAGAACUAGAGCUAAAAAAAAGAACGAAUGCAGUCAAACAUGCACUGCGGCUGGGGGAUUUCGAAAUGGUAGAGAAGAUGUACAACUACUGGAGCGGUGACUUGUAUUGGAAUGGACACGAAAAGGAUAAAUUUACGAAUCUUGGUAAAAUACUAAAAGAUGCUGAAGCUGACUGCGACGUUGUUCUAGUCAUGGUCAGCGACCAACAGCUACUUAUUAAUUUCAAAUCCCUUAACACACUGAAUGAUUUCCAGCAAGAAUUAUACGAACUACUGCCGCAGACAUUACCACAUAAUGCUUCCGCAAAAGAAACUGCCGAAGUGUUACUGGAAGUUUUAUGUUUAUAUAACAAAUAUUCAAAAAUAGGGAGGGUAAGAAUACCAGACGUUUCAGAUGAAAUCGAGCGCCAACUCAAAUUGGACUUAGAAGAUGAAACCAGCACAUACUACAGAGCGCAGGCAUACAUUAAAUAUGAAGUUUAUUUUCGGAAGCUGGAUUUUAAUAUAGCAAUACUUUUGUUGGAAAAGUUGUACAUUAUAAGAAACCAUUUAAAACAACGUUUCAAUAAAUCCAAAACAUAUUUUGAUGAAAACAAAAAGUUAUUCGAACAGUACAAAAGCGCAGCGACCACGUACAAAGAUAUUGAAUGUGCUAUUUUUCAUCUAAUCUACCGGACAAGUGAAGACUGGAGGCUGUAUCUACCUGCAGACAGAAAGUUAACAGUAGAAAAACACCAUGUUGGUAUUUACAACGGUGUGUUAAUAAGAAACCUUAAGUCAACGUAUGAUCUACAUAAGUUGUAUAAUGGCCCUGUGUUGUAUUUUGAACGAGACCAUUUCAAAACUUGUAUUGGAAAAUUAAAAAAUAUAUUAAACGAUUAUUUUUUAACCGAUGACCCAAUAACUAAUCAGGUGAACAAGGAAAACAAAGAAGAAUUGUUAGAUGAGAAUUACCUAAAACCAAUGAUGUACGUGAGCGAUUAUUACUCAUUACGUAAAAUUGUUAUGUACAUCGAAGCUCUGGAACAUACUAAUGACGCAGAUAUUAUUAUGAUUGAAAGAGUUCUGCAAGUUAUUGGAGAAAUGAUGAAAGCGUCUGAAGGGUCAACGCAUUUAUCUGAAUUAACAAGUACUUUCCUACAGACAGCAAUAUCCGCAGAAACCAUCAAACUUCUACAACAGAUUAGAGAAUUCUUGUCGCAUGCUGAUAAAGGACAACUUAGCCUUAGAAUUGAUAUCGAGAAUGACCGACCUGAUAUCUUAAGGAAUGUUAAAGAAGAAUUAGUAAAAAUUAAAGAACACAUUUUUCCUAUAUUUGAUAUAUGUAAAUCUGUACUUGAUAAGUCGUUACUCCAAAAAGGUUUAGAUUUGCUAGAAAGUAGAAUAAAAAAGAUGCCGUUUGGCGCUAGAAAACGACUUGAUGAAAUCAGUUCCCUUUAUAAAAAACACGGAAUCAACUUGGUUUCGAUUUCUGGGCAAUACUUUAGAGAUAUUUGGGAUCCAGCUGGUUUGCCACAUCAAUUGCUUUUGGAAAUUCCUCAACUUUUAGUAAACCGAGAUGAUAUUUUAGCAAAAAAAGAAACUAUUGAAAAGGAAAUAGAUGAUAAGGUAAUGAAGAUGUUACCACAGAACAUUCAGAAUAUGAAACAGUUACUUAAACUCAUGCAGAAGAACAAUGAUAUUGUAGAUGAUAUCAACAGCCAGUUAAUUAAGUAUAAAAUCAAAGAAUUGGAAUAUUGUCCGAAAGCCAUUGACAUAAAUGACCGAAAGCGUAAAUUAGAAAAGAAAUUGAAGAAUAAAAUUAAUUUUCCUGAAGACUUUUCGCAAUCUUGGAAAUCAAUUCAAAUAAUGAUAAGCUAUUGCCCCAAACAUACUAAUAUGUUUGCUUCUACCGAUACGUCCGCAAUCUCAGGAUUAAGUUCCUUAUUAGAGAAAAUGGAAGUUGUGUGUUUAAUGUACAAUUCUAGAAUAGCCUGGUUUUGUGGUAAACAAUUAGCUAAAUGGGGCCUAUGGAUUUACAAAUCAUUUAGAGAAAUGAUCACCAGAAGCGAAACUACAUCAUUUAUUGCUAUAGAAAAUUUACACAAAGAUGCUGUCCUCAAAGUAGCACAGAAUAGCAGUGGCAAAGGACGAGAGGAAUUAAUAAAAUGUUUGAUCAAUCGCAUCGAUCUACUAAGGACCGCUCUAGGGCAUCCAGAACAAAUACCUUUGCGCGAACAUGUUCAGCGAUAUAAACUGGAUCUAGAGUUUCGUUUUAUGUUAGAAAUGUUAUUAACCGAUAUAGAUAACAUUAUUAAUAAUAAAAAAUAUGUUUCGAGGAAGUGUAAUAAGUUACUAGAAGGUAUUAUCCUGCGUAACGUGCUGGAUCACGGUAAUCCAUUCUUAGAGGUAAUCGGAGAUGUAUUAGACCGGCACGAGUUGCCAGAAGAGCUUUUGUCGAAAGCGAAGAGUUUUGCUGAAGAUCUGGAAGCAGUCAAAGCUCUCUACGCACUGUAUCAAGAUAAUAUAGAUUUAGCUACUAUAAAAAAUGGAACGCUAGCAAACAUGAACGAGACACAGAAAGACCUUCACUCAAAACUCAAACAGUCACAGAAUUGGGAACGUUACUUAUGUCUUAUUCCAUCAAGUCACAGGCGAAGUUAGGGCAGAGAUAGAAAGCGAUGAGAGAGGUGAGCUCCAGUGCGAUUUAAUGGUGGAGUGGAAACAGCGACUGGGGGCAGCAGGGCACCCUGGUAUAACAGCCGUCUUUUCUUUCUACAAAUCAGUUAUGCUCGC
Messenger RNA from Spodoptera exigua (beet armyworm), 3310 nucleotides. The record is from the annotation of a GenBank genome assembly. Lineage: Eukaryota; Metazoa; Arthropoda; Insecta; Lepidoptera; Noctuidae.